AUCUCUUCUACUACUUAAUCAUAAAAAAAAAAAUACUCGAAUCUAAAUCCAGAGAGAACUAAAGCUAAGUUUGAGAAUAAGGAAUUCUGUUGACUGUGCUGACCCGUCUGAACUUUUUUGAUAAGAAACGGUGUGAAGAUGGCAAGCUCAUUCGCCAAGAUGAUGUCGAGCCGUGGCUUGCUCAUGGCGAGCAUUGGAGCCGGUGCGAUGGCAACUGGUUAUCUAUUGAGUGACAGUGCUGCCAUCUCGGCAGAACAGAGGAGGAAACUAUACCCUCCGAGUGCUGACUUCCCUGACCUUCGCAAACACAACAACUGUAUGUCCAGUGCACUGACCCCUGCCAUCUAUGCCAGGCUGAGGGACAAGGUUACCCCAAAUAACUGGACUCUUGACCAGUGCAUUCAGACUGGUGUGGACAACCCCGGUCAUCCCUUCAUCAAGACAGUUGGUAUGGUUGCUGGUGACGAGGAGAGCUAUGAGGUGUUUGCUGAAAUCUUUGACCCUGUAAUCAAGGAUAGACACAAUGGCUAUGACCCAAAGACUAUGAAGCAUCCCACUGACCUGGAUGCCUCCAAGGUGCAAAUCCGUUUUAUUUCAUCAUGUAAAAUUAGUUUCUCAGAGUUCAAUUUGAUUCUACUAUCUUCCUGGUUGUUUAUCUUGCAGAUCCACUCAGGCGUAUUUGACGAACACUACGUCUUGUCCUCCCGUGUGCGCACAGGCCGCAGCAUCCGUGGCCUCAGCCUUCCCCCUGCCUGCAGCCGCUCUGAGCGACGUGAAGUGGAAAGAGUGACUGUCCAGGCCUUGGCUGGCCUAAAAGGAGACCUCUCUGGACGUUACUACAGUCUGACUGAAAUGACUGAUGCUGAGCAGCAACAACUUAUUGAUGAGCAUUUUCUCUUUGACAAGCCAGUGUCUCCUUUGCUCACUGCAGCUGGGAUGGCCAGGGAUUGGCCAGAUGGUCGUGGGAUCUGGCAUAACAAUGAGAAGACCUUCUUAAUAUGGAUCAAUGAGGAAGACCACACCCGUGUCAUCUCCAUGGAGAAGGGUGGCAACAUGAAAAGGGUGUUUGAGAGGUUCUGCAGAGGACUCAAACAGGUGGAACAAUUGAUUAAGGAGAGAGGCUGGGAGUUCAUGUGGAACGAAAAUCUUGGUUACAUACUGACUUGCCCAUCCAACCUGGGCACUGGCCUCAGGGCUGGCGUACACGUCCGCUUGCCAAAGCUCAGCAAGGACCCUCGUUUUAACAAGAUUCUGGAUAACUUGCGGCUUCAGAAGCGUGGCACCGGAGGUGUGGACACAGCUGCGGUUGGUGACACUUUCGACAUCUCAAACCUUGACCGCCUGGGCAAAUCUGAGGUGGAACUGGUUCAGAUGGUCAUCGAUGGCGUCAACUACCUUAUCGAGUGUGAGAAGAAGCUGGAGAGGGGCCAGGAUAUCAAGAUCCCCGCCCCCAUCCAACAUUUUAAGAAGUGAGCAACAUUCUCCUGAUGAAGGUUGGAUCCAUACAGCAAAGAGAAACAUGGACACUCCUUCCACCAAUCCCAGAACUUGAAGGUCUUAUAUGUAUAGAAAACUCAAUAAAAUGAACUCUAAAACUA
Molecule: messenger RNA, 1598 nt
Organism: Pimephales promelas (fathead minnow)
Lineage: Eukaryota; Metazoa; Chordata; Actinopteri; Cypriniformes; Leuciscidae
Source: RefSeq, a predicted model, not a curated record